UGCGGAUGCACAAUGUGUACUUUGUGGACUGGGGUGUAUUUUGAGGAAAAUUUGAGGCGUAGAAUGGGUUAAUGGUCUGAAGAAAAAAAAAAUUAUGAAUGUGUUGCACUUAUCAGAAACUGUCGCUUAUGCAUCCAAACAAGAUGGUUAAGACCACAUACCAAAACGGGGAAUUUGCCUAAAGCCAGUCACUCUUUUCCCUGUGAUUCAUACAAGUGGAUAGGAUAGCAUUGCCAAAGCACUCGGAGAACUAACUUUAUACACAUAAAUUUGCACAGAAAUUUUGAUGGGGAGUGGAGUAAUAGCAAUCCUACUUACGUUAAUGGCAGUAGUGGCAGAGAUGCAGAUUGAGGGCCUCACAGAUUUCACCAGACUCGAUUUUCCACCUCCUCCCAACUUCGUUUUUGGUUCUGGCUCUUCAGCUUACCAGAUUAAUGUCAUUAUCUAAAUGCAAUUUAAGAUGCUAGGUGGAAGGUGCAGCACUUGAAGAUGGAAGGACUCCUAGCAUCUGGGACACCUAUGCUCAUUCUGGUCACUAUAUUUCUGUUUCUUAUUUAUGUAUCCUGUUUUUCUAUUUAGGAUUAAGAAAAUAAUAGGAUAUACACAUGGAGCUAAUGGAGAUGUUGCAUGCGAUGAGUAUCACAAAUACAAGGAAGAUGUCCAUCUGAUGGCGGAGACUGGCCUAGAAGCAUAUAGGUUCUCCAUUUCAUGGUCAAGACUGAUUCCAAAUGGAACUGGAGCUGUCAAUCCAAAAGGACUACAGUAUUACAACAACCUCAUUAAUGAACUAAUUAACCAUGGAAUAGAACCGCAUGUCACCUUAUUUCAUUACGAUACGCCACAAAUACUUGAAGACGAAUAUGGAGGAUGGCUUAGUAAAAAGGCAGUAAAAGAUUUUGUUGCUUAUGCCAAUGUGUGCUUCAGAGAAUUUGGUGAUAGGGUGCAGCAUUGGACUACCUUCAAUGAGCCCAAUGUUUUUGUCUUAUUCGGUUAUGAUUCAGGACUAUUACCGCCCAAUCGCUGUUCUUCUCCCUUUGGGACCAACUGUACUAGAGGUAACUCAUCAACUGAGCCAUACACCGCAGCUCAUAAUAUUUUAAUGGCGCACGCAUCUACUGCAAAAUUGUACAUGAAGAAAUACAAGGCUGUGCAACAUGGUUUCAUUGGACUAAAUAUUUUCUCGUACUGGUAUAUACCUUACACAAAUGCAACGGAAGAUGUUAUUGCAACCCAAAGGGCAAAUGACUUUUUUAUAGGGUGGUUUCUGAAUCCCUUGGUUUAUGGUGAUUACCCUGAAAUAAUGAAGAAGAAUGCAGGGACAAGAAUUCCAACAUUCACCAAAAUAGAGUCUAGAGAAGUGAAGGGUUCAUUUGACUUCCUUGGAGUGAACCAUUAUGCCACAGCACAGGUCAAGGAUAUGUCCAUUAGCCUUCAAAUGGAUAGCAGGGACUUACUGGCCGAUAUGGCAGUCACCAUUAAGUUAAAUGAAAGUGAUUUUCCACCAGGUCAGUUUCCUCUAAACCCAGCAGGCCUUAAAGAACUUUUGGAGUAUUUGAAGGGAUACGGGAACCCUCCUAUCUACAUCCAUGAAAAUGGUCUGAGUGCAAUCCGAAAUGGAACGCUGGAUGAUAUACCAAGGUUACAAUAUCUUCAAGGUUUCAUUGGCAGUUUGCUGACUGCAAUAAGGAAUGGGUCAAAUACAAAAGGGUACUUCACAUGGUCCUUCUUGGACGUGUUCGAGUUACUGGAUGGCUACAAUUCUGGCUAUGGCUUGUACUAUGUGGAUUUAGAUGACAAAAAUUUGAAAAGAUAUCCAAAACUAUCUGCGCAAUGGUACUCCAGUUUUCUGAAAGGAAGAAGCACUAGUUCAGAUCAGAAAAUUGAAGUUUCCGCAAACAUAUCCGACUUCAAAGAGUCUCAUUUCUCUCAGUAGAUACUCAACACAAUCAUGUUUCCUGCUAUACUCGGCAUAUUAUCAUGUUGAAUCUACUCUGUAGUAUUAAUAAGGACUCCAAAGGGAACAAAUUUUUAAUUUAUUGCAAUCUAUUGACCUUAAGUAAAUACUGUAGAAUUUUUUUCAAGGGUACACGUAUCGAAUUUAUUUCUCGCAAA
Daucus carota subsp. sativus is the source of this 2112-nucleotide messenger RNA. Its product is annotated as beta-glucosidase 22-like. NCBI's taxonomy places the organism in Eukaryota, Viridiplantae, Streptophyta, Magnoliopsida, Apiales, Apiaceae. The transcript has 13 exons. The record is from RefSeq and is a predicted model, not a curated record. Gene Ontology annotation, molecular function: beta-glucosidase activity. Gene Ontology annotation, biological process: carbohydrate metabolic process. The coding region runs from base 557 to 1933 and encodes 458 amino acids.